Messenger RNA from Prosopis cineraria, 4662 nucleotides. RefSeq names its product nuclear pore complex protein NUP160-like. The record is from RefSeq and is a predicted model, not a curated record. The transcript is spliced from 25 exons. Bases 1 to 4170 code for a protein of 1389 amino acids. Gene Ontology annotation, molecular function: structural constituent of nuclear pore. Gene Ontology annotation, cellular component: nuclear pore. Lineage: Eukaryota; Viridiplantae; Streptophyta; Magnoliopsida; Fabales; Fabaceae.
AUGGGAAGUGGGUCGACAUUGGCGGGGAAGGAAGUUCCCAUCAUCAGUAACGAUGCCGUCAAGUGGAUUGAAUUGUCCGUUCCUUCUUCUCCCAACAGUGCCGCCACUGCUGAUGACAGUGGGACUGCCACUCCUGGACCUCCCAAUGAGGACCGCGCCUCUUGCUUUGUCAUUGGAAGUCCUUCUACUUAUCUGAUAUGGAGAAUUCACAAAACGCAGCCUCAAGCAUUAGAGUUGCUGGAGAUCCGUGCUUCCCAAGAAUUUCCUAAAACUGGAUUGAGGUUCACUUUCGCUGACGCGCUCUGUCCAUUUGCUUUCAUCUGCAAAAAUGAGAUUACUGCCAGUUCUAGAUUCCCCUUCUUGCUUUAUGUAUUAACUGUAUCUGGGGUGGCUUACCUCUUGAAAAUUAGAGAUAUUUCUGCAUAUGCUUCCUGCUCCGUCUUCCCAACUCACGAGCUUACAGAGCUUAAUGUGCGCGAUUAUUCUAAUCAAAUGCCAGUGACUGCGGUGACUGCGACUUCCGGGUGUCUUGCUGUUGGCAGAAAUGAUGGUUCUGUUUGCUGUUUUCAGCUCGGUGUACUUGAUCCAAAUGCUGCUGGAUUUGUGGUUGAGCUUAGAGAUGAAGCUGGAAUCAGUCGAUUGUGGGGCCUUAUGUCAAGGGGUAAAAUGGUGAGUUUGGUACAAGACAUGGUGAUGUACGAGCUUCAUGGUAAAAGAUUCCUAUUUGUACUUCAUUUGGAUGGAUUACUACGCGUUUGGGAUCUCGCAUGUAAUUCCAGGGGAAGAAGAAUUUCUUAUGCAUUACAAGAAGAGUUUGUGGCUGAUCAACUAUUUCAGGGUUCAGAUCAUCUUGCAGAUGAAAUUUUGCAGAUUUCACAUCUAUUAUUUUCAUCUUCCAAGGAUGAUAUGGUGCCUUUUGUAUCUUCAAUUUUCUUACGCAGGCUGCUUCUUCCUGGUGUGCAUCAUAAUUCUGUUUUGCAUGCAACUCUUAUCAAGUAUAAAAAGCACUUGGUGGAAUCUGAGUUCCAAGCGUUAACUACAAAUGGACUAAAAAAGGAGAUACUUUCAGCUAUUGAACAUGAGGUUGGAACUGAAAAGAUGCCCAUAUUUCAAUGCUGGAAGUAUUUCUGUGCCCACUACUUCCAUAAUUGGUGCAAGAUCAAUGCAUCAUGUGGCUUGCUCAUUGACUCCUCUACUAAUGCGGUUGGUUUAAUUAGAAAAAGUUCAAUAUCACUUUUUCGGUCUCUGGAAGAUAUUGAGCGGAUUAUAGAAGGAGAAGGUGGUGAUCUCACAGGUCUUGUGGAUUUACUUGAUGAUGAUCUUGAGCAUGAAAUUCCAACAGAAUUGAUCAGAUGUGUUUUGAGUUUUAGCCAACAGUUGGGCAAAAUGGCUUCUUCUAUAUUUUAUGAGUCACUUCUAAGUAGCCCAGCUAUCUCUUCUGAAGAUAUUAUUAAUUGUAUAGUGAAGAUUCUGGAAACUGGAUAUGGUUCAUUGGGUCCAGUUGUCCAUGCAUCUGUUCCUGGGAAUGAAAUAAUUCUGUCAAAGGAGCUUGCAGAUCAUAGAAAUCUGAGGAGGCUUUCUAUUGAUAUGUUCUUAUCUCUUCAAGGGUUGUACAAGAAGGCUGCAUCAUGGGGCAGGAUAUUAGAUGUAAUUGAGGGUUUUCUGAAAUUUUUGGUUCCACAUAAAACUGUGCACAACUUUGAUUUUGAAAAAUCGUCAAAUGUCAAUUCAUCCGUUGUAGUCCAUGCUACUUAUCAGGUUGCAAAGGUGAUGUAUGAGUCUGCCUGGGACUUUCUUUUAUUCCUAAGCUAUCUAUUGGACAUCAGUGGGCAGAUCCAUAUGUCACAUGGUGAUAUAACCAGAAUACAAACUGAGUUAGUUCCUAUGCUUCAAGAAACUAUUUUUGAGUGGCUAGUUGUCAUCUUCUUUGCUAUCACACCAUCUGCACCAACUGUAAUUGAGGAUUUUAAUUAUAAACUCUCUUCAUUACAAAUCGACAACAUGGGAAAACGGUCAUGGAAUGAGAAGCUUGGAAGAUGUGACUUCACACUGGCUUUUAUCUUCUUGCUGAAUGCUAGAAGUUCAUCCGUGGAUGGUAAUCAGCUUUCUUCAGAAUCUUUUUCAAAUAUGCUUGGCAUUGUUGUCAAGAUUAGAGACUUUGUCAGUUGGAUAAUCUAUGGCCAGUCUGGAGGAUUUUCUACCUUCUUGAGCCGUUCAAUUGAUCUCUCCUUUAUCCUUUUCAAGCAUGGGCAGUAUGGUGCUGCUGAGCAAUUGCUUACAAUGGCGGAGGCUCAUUUACACAAAGAGAAGACGUCCCAAAGUAUUCAAGAAGCUGAUGGUGGAUGGUGCAUACGACAGCAUCUUCUAGGUUGCGCCCUUCUUGCACAGGUGCAGUGUGGAUUGCGUGGCACUCUGAAAGAGAAAAAGGUCUCUGACGCUGUUUGUUGUUUCUUCAGGUCUUCAUCUGGGAAUGGUGCAUCUGAGGCUUUGCAGAGUUUGCCACAUGACAUAGGAUUGCCAUAUCUUAAUUUUGGUGGCUUUGCAUCAAUUGCUGCAUGGAAGCUUCAGUACUAUCAAUGGGCAAUGCAAUUAUUUGAACAGUAUAAUAUUAAUGAAGGUGCUUGCCAGUUUGCUCUUGCUGCACUUGAGCAAGUUGAUGAAGCUCUAUGUGUGAAAGAUGAGAAGCACAUGAGUGACUCAACUGAGGAAUCAGCAACAAUGAUCAAGGGACGUCUAUGGUCGAAUGUCUUCAAAUUUGCCUUAGAUCUUGGCCACUAUUCUGAUGCAUACUGUGCAAUAAUUUCAAAUCCCGAUGAGGAGAGCAAAUAUAUCUGCUUGAGACGUUUCAUCAUUGUCCUUUAUGAACAAGGUGCUAUCAAGAUUCUUUGUAGUAAUAAGCUUCCCCUCACUGGUUUAAUGGAGAAGGUAGAGCAGGAGCUUGUUUGGAAGGCUGAAAGAUCAGAUAUAUCAGCAAAGCCAAACUUGUACAAGUUGCUUUAUACAUUCCAAAUGCAUCAACAUAACUGGCGCCGAGCAGCGAAUUACAUGUACCUCUAUUCAGCUCGUUUGAAGACUGAAGUGGCUCUAAAAGAUUAUCAUGGCUCUUCAUUGAUAUUGCAAGAGAGGCUGAAUGCAAUCUCUGCUGCUAUUAAUGCCUUGCAUCUUGUUCAUCCAGCACAUGCCUGGAUUGAUCCACCAGCUGAUGGAAGUUCUCUUAUGAGUGAACAGUAUCCAAGUAAAAAGGCUCGAAGAACUGUAGACGUAGAUUUAUCUGCUGAAAAUGAUACUGAGUGUCAAAGCUGGCAAUCUUCUGUUGAUCUUGAAAAACUUGAUCAUGAGUUUGUGCUAACGUCAGCAGAAUACAUGCUGUCGCUGGUAAAUGUUAAGUGGAUAUAUACUGGUAAAGAAGGAGCCCUGUCAGAUUUGGCUGAUCUCCUUGUCCAAAACUAUUUAUAUGAUAUGGCCUUCACAAUUCUUCUCAGAUUUUUCAAGGGCUCAGGACUGAAGAGGGAGCUUGAAAGAGUUUUCUCUUCUGUAUCUUUGAGAUGCUGUCUUGAUAAAGUAGAAUCCACUUGGAUUGAGCCACGCAGUAAUUUGUUGACAUCGUCCAAGCUUGAAAUGGUUGUCCAUGGUUCACCUCUUACAGUUUCUACAGCCUCACAACCUGACAGGAAUAGCCAUUGGGCAACUCUGGAGCUUUACCUUGUAAAAUAUUGUGAAUUUCAUGAGAGGCUACCCGUUAUUGUUGCUGAAACUCUUCUUCAGGCAGAUUCUCAGAUUGAUUUGCCUCGUUGGCUGGUUCAAUUGUUCAAGGAGGGUCAAAGAGAAAAGAUCUGGGGAAUGGCUGGUCGAGAAUCAAAUCCUGCAUCUUUAUUUCAACUUUAUGUUAACUAUGGUCGAUAUACAGAAGCCACUAAUCUCUUGCUGGAGUUCUUAGAAUCAUUUGCAUCAAUGAGACCAGCAGAUAUAAUCAGACGGAAAAAGCCAUUCGCGGUUUGGUUCCCAUACACCACAAUUGAGCGACUACUGUAUCAACUUGAGGAGUUGAUCAAAAUGGGUCACAUGGUAGAUCAAUGCGACAAGCUGAAGAAGAUGUUAUAUAGUUCUUUGCACAAUCAUCUUAAAUUGUUAAAAGAAGACUCGGAUGAUGCUAUUUCUGUGGCUUGUUGAUUGGUGGUCAGCUGGACCAGCUAGAGAUCUGUUUUUACCGUUAUGAUUGGAUUUAAAAAUGGAACACCGGGGUCUUGAUGCUUGGGAUACGCGGAACGGUGAAUGUAAAAGCAAUCGUGUGUAGAGACGCCUUGAUCGAUGCGAUGACGAUGGCUGGGUAGGCACAUUCACAGCUCAACGGAAUGUAAAUCUUGGCUGUGGAUAAUCCUGUGUUCUCAGCACCGACACACGAUAAGGACGAGUAAGCUCGUCAGAGCAGCCCCUUGUAGGGCAAAAAUUCUGGACUCUCGACAUGUAUAAUAAGCAUCAUGAUUUUGAUCCCGGAUCCUUGAAUUUUGUAUGGUUUGAGACACAGCGUGUUUUGUUUAAAAGGAAAAAUAAAGCGAGUAGAUGAAUCGAUGUAAAUAUUAGUAAACUGGCUCUCAUAAUUGCGGGGCUUGAUCCUCUCCAAGCGACAAUAUUUUUGUUCGUAUUUCUAAGCUUUCUACUCUA